AUGCACUCCAAAGGACCCCAUUCAGGACUGUUUCAACCGCUUGUGAUUGGAUGUGGGAAAAUAACGUUGGAACAUAGGGUUAUCCACGCAGCACUCACUAGAAAUCGAGGCGUUCCUUUGAAUGCGGUCAACACGCCUGACAAGCCGAAUAGAAUAUGGUACCCAGGUAACCUCAUGGUUGAGUACUAUGACCAACGAACAACCAAAGGCGGUCUGUUAAUCUCAGAAGGUGUGCCACCUUCGCUUGAAAGCAAUGGAAUGCCCGGUGUGCCAGGUCUGUUCACUCGAGAACAGGAAGAUGGUUGGAGAAAAGUUGUCGAUGCCGUGCAUCGAAAAGGAGGGUACAUAUAUUGCCAGCUGUGGCAUGCUGGACGAGCAACUGUCCCUCAGAUGACAGGCUCCCAGCCAGUAUCAGCAUCAGCUACCACAUGGGACUCUCCUGAAGAGCACUACUCACAUAUUCCAUUCGGUGAAGAGAAACCUGUCCGUUAUGCGGAUCAUCCCCCAGUCGAACUCUCUGUGGCACACAUUAAGAAGACGAUUAGCGACUACUGUGAAGCUGCUAAAUCAGCCAUGAGAAUAGGAUUUGAUGGUGUGGAAUUACAUGCUGGAAACGGUUACUUACCUGAGCAAUUUCUCAGCUCCAACAUCAAUAGGCGAACAGAUCAAUACGGCGGGUCACCAGAGAAAAGGUGUCUGUUUGUACUGGAAUUGAUGGAGGACCUUUUGAACGCAGUUGGCGAUGAAAAUCUCGCUAUCCGCCUGUCACCGUUCGGCCUGUUCAAUCAGGCUCGGGGUGAACAGAGAAUGGAAACAUGGCUUCAUCUUUGCAAAACGCUGAAGGAGAAACACCCAUAUUUGUCAUAUGUUAGCUUUAUCGAACCACGUUACGAACAGAUUUUUAGCUACGAGGAGAAAGACAAGUUUCUGUUAAGUUGGGGUCUUCCGGAUGUGAAUUUAGACGAAUUCCGUCGAGUAUUCGGCAAUACGCCGUUCUUCUCUGCAGGUGGAUGGAACGAUAAAAAUUCCUGGGGUGUGAUCGAGUCUGGUAAAUACGACGCAUUGGUAUACGGACGUUAUUAUAUUAGCAACCCUGAUCUUGUGGAUAGACUUAAAAAGGGUCUUCCACUUACCCAGUAUGAUCGCAGUCGAUUCUAUGGUCCAUUCGAAGACAACGCGAUUGGGUACACUGAUUAUUUGAAAACGCAAAGCGGGCUUGUUUGA
Molecule: messenger RNA, 1224 nt
Organism: Talaromyces rugulosus
Lineage: Eukaryota; Fungi; Ascomycota; Eurotiomycetes; Eurotiales; Trichocomaceae
Exons: 3
Coding region: 1-1224 (407 amino acids)
Molecular function (GO): oxidoreductase activity; FMN binding
Source: RefSeq, a predicted model, not a curated record